CUGAGAAUUCCAAUCCGUCGAGGAAACGUAGCGUUGCGGCCAAUUGACGUGGCGUUACUAGGCGUGUCGCAUCACUGAGGCGGGAGCCAGGCCGCAAGCGAAUUUCCUGAUUGGCUCUGGUCUGCGGGUUGCUGGGGAGAGGCGCGGAGAGGCGGGCGAGAGUCCGCAGGGCAGGCGCUGAUUGGCUGAGGUGGGAGCAGCUUCCCUUCCGAUGAUUCGGCUCUUCUCGGCUCAGUCUCAGCGAAGCGUCUGCGACCGUCGUUUGAGUCGUCGCUGCCGCUGCCGCUGCCGCAGCCGCUGCCGCUGCCACUGCCACCUCGCGGAUCAGGAGCCAGCGUUGUUCGCCCGACGCCUCGCUGUCGGUGGGAGGAAGCGAGAGGGAAGCCGCUUGCGGGUUUGUCGCCGCUGCUCGCCCACCGCCUGGGAGAGCCGAGCCCCGGCCCAGUCGGUCGCUUGCCACCGCUCGUAGCCGUUACCCGCGGGCCGCCACAGCCGCCGGCCGGAAGAGGCGCGCGCCAUGGCUUCUGGAGCCGAUUCAAAAGGUGAUGACCUAUCAACAGCCAUUCUCAAACAGAAGAACCGUCCCAAUCGGUUAAUUGUUGAUGAAGCCAUCAAUGAGGACAACAGUGUGGUGUCCUUGUCGCAGCCCAAGAUGGAUGAAUUGCAGUUGUUCCGAGGUGACACAGUGUUGCUGAAAGGAAAGAAGAGACGAGAAGCUGUUUGCAUCGUCCUUUCUGAUGAUACUUGUUCUGAUGAGAAGAUUCGGAUGAAUAGAGUUGUUCGGAAUAACCUUCGUGUACGGCUAGGGGAUGUCAUCAGCAUCCAGCCAUGCCCUGAUGUGAAGUACGGCAAACGUAUCCACGUGCUGCCCAUUGAUGACACGGUGGAAGGCAUUACUGGUAAUCUCUUUGAGGUAUACCUUAAGCCGUACUUCCUGGAAGCUUAUCGACCCAUCCGGAAAGGAGACAUUUUUCUUGUCCGUGGUGGGAUGCGUGCUGUGGAGUUCAAAGUGGUGGAAACAGAUCCUAGCCCUUAUUGCAUUGUUGCUCCAGACACAGUAAUCCACUGCGAAGGGGAGCCUAUCAAACGAGAGGAUGAGGAAGAGUCCUUGAAUGAAGUAGGGUAUGAUGACAUUGGUGGCUGCAGGAAGCAGCUAGCUCAGAUAAAGGAGAUGGUGGAACUGCCCCUGAGACAUCCUGCCCUCUUUAAGGCAAUUGGUGUGAAGCCUCCUAGAGGAAUCCUGCUUUAUGGACCUCCUGGAACAGGAAAGACCCUGAUUGCUCGAGCUGUAGCAAAUGAGACUGGAGCCUUCUUCUUCUUGAUCAAUGGUCCUGAGAUCAUGAGCAAAUUGGCUGGUGAGUCUGAGAGCAACCUUCGUAAAGCCUUUGAGGAGGCUGAGAAGAAUGCUCCUGCUAUCAUCUUCAUUGAUGAGCUGGAUGCCAUCGCUCCCAAAAGAGAGAAAACUCAUGGCGAGGUGGAGCGGCGCAUUGUAUCACAGUUGUUGACCCUCAUGGAUGGCCUAAAGCAGAGAGCACAUGUGAUUGUCAUGGCAGCAACCAACAGACCCAAUAGUAUUGACCCAGCUCUACGGCGAUUUGGUCGCUUUGACAGGGAGGUAGAUAUUGGAAUUCCUGAUGCUACAGGACGCUUAGAGAUUCUUCAGAUCCAUACCAAGAACAUGAAGCUGGCAGAUGAUGUGGACCUGGAACAGGUAGCCAAUGAGACUCACGGGCAUGUGGGUGCUGACUUAGCAGCCCUGUGCUCAGAGGCUGCUCUGCAAGCCAUCCGCAAGAAGAUGGAUCUCAUUGACCUAGAGGAUGAGACCAUAGAUGCCGAGGUCAUGAACUCUCUAGCAGUUACUAUGGAUGACUUCCGGUGGGCCUUGAGCCAGAGUAACCCAUCAGCACUGCGGGAAACCGUGGUAGAGGUGCCACAGGUAACCUGGGAAGACAUCGGGGGCCUAGAGGAUGUCAAACGUGAGCUUCAGGAGCUGGUCCAGUAUCCUGUGGAGCACCCAGACAAAUUCCUGAAGUUUGGCAUGACACCCUCCAAGGGAGUUCUGUUCUAUGGACCUCCUGGCUGUGGGAAAACUUUGUUGGCCAAAGCCAUUGCUAAUGAAUGCCAGGCCAACUUCAUCUCCAUCAAGGGUCCUGAGCUUCUCACCAUGUGGUUUGGGGAGUCUGAGGCCAAUGUCAGAGAAAUCUUUGACAAGGCCCGCCAAGCUGCCCCCUGUGUGCUAUUCUUUGAUGAGCUGGAUUCGAUUGCCAAGGCUCGUGGAGGUAACAUUGGAGAUGGUGGUGGGGCUGCUGACCGAGUCAUCAACCAGAUCCUGACAGAAAUGGAUGGCAUGUCCACAAAAAAAAAUGUGUUUAUCAUUGGCGCUACCAACCGGCCUGACAUCAUUGAUCCUGCCAUCCUCAGACCUGGCCGUCUUGAUCAGCUCAUCUACAUCCCACUUCCUGAUGAGAAGUCCCGUGUUGCCAUCCUCAAGGCUAACCUGCGCAAGUCCCCAGUUGCCAAGGAUGUGGACUUGGAGUUCCUGGCUAAAAUGACUAAUGGCUUCUCUGGAGCUGACCUGACAGAGAUUUGCCAGCGUGCUUGCAAGCUGGCCAUCCGUGAAUCCAUCGAGAGUGAGAUUAGGCGAGAACGAGAGAGGCAGACAAACCCAUCAGCCAUGGAGGUAGAAGAGGAUGAUCCAGUGCCUGAGAUCCGUCGAGAUCACUUUGAAGAAGCCAUGCGCUUUGCGCGCCGUUCUGUCAGUGACAAUGACAUUCGGAAGUAUGAGAUGUUCGCCCAGACCCUUCAGCAGAGUCGGGGCUUUGGCAGCUUCAGAUUCCCUUCAGGGAACCAGGGUGGAGCUGGCCCCAGUCAGGGCAGUGGAGGCGGCACAGGUGGCAGUGUAUACACAGAAGACAAUGAUGAUGACCUGUAUGGCUAAGUGGUGGUGGCCAGCGUGCAGUGAGCUGGCCUGCCUGGACCUUGUUCCCUGGGGGUGGGGGCGCUUGCCCAGGAGAGGGACCAGGGGUGCGCCCACAGCCUGCUCCAUUCUUCAGUCUGAACAGUUCAGCUACAGUCUGACUCUGGACAGGGGGUUUCUGUUGCAAAAAUAUAAAACAAAAGCGAUAAAAUAAAAGCGAUUUUCAUUUGGUAGGCGGAGAGUGAAUUACCAACAGGGAAUUGGGCCUUGGGCCUAUGCCAUUUCUGUUGUAGUUUGGGGCAGUGCAGGGGACCUGUGUGGGGUGUGAACCAAGGCACUACUGCCACCCGCCACAGUAAAGCAUCUGCACUUGACUCAAUGCUGCCCGAGCCCUCCCUUCCCCCUAUCCAACCUGGGUAGGUGGGUAGGGGCCACAGUUGCUGGAUGUUUAUAUAGAGAGUAGGUUGAUUUAUUUUACAUGCUUUUGAGUUAAUGUUGGAAAACUAAUCACAAGCAGUUUCUAAACCAAAAAAUGACAUGUUGUAAAAGGACAAUAAACGUUGGGUCAAAAUGGAGCCUGAGUCCUGGGCCCUGUGCCUGCUUCUUUUCCUGGGAAGAGCCUUGGGCUACCCACCACUCCCAAGGCAUUCUUCCAAAUGUGAAAUCCUGGAAGUAAGAUUGCACCUUCUUCCUCUCCUGUUCAACAUCAGUAUGAUGUCUCCUGUUGCCUCACCCUGUGUCUGCAGUAUCACUGGAUAGUACCGGUGGAAGGGGAGCAGCCUGACAGAGCUCCAAAUGUGGAGAAUAUGGCAUCCCUCCACCUAUAUUUGAUGUGGACGGUAAGGCUAGGCCUGCAGGAUCCCUUAUCCUGACCAGAGACUGUUGGGGUGCCAUUUGAAAAUCGCAGGGUUGCAAAAGAAUACAAUCUUACUUGCAGGUGGAUAUUCUCUAUACUUCCUUUUAAUGCAUCUAAAAAUCCCAAACAUCCCCUGGUUGGUGAUCACUUACAGUUGUGUCCACCUUUAUUUUAUGUACUUUGUUU
Nomascus leucogenys (northern white-cheeked gibbon) is the source of this 3959-nucleotide messenger RNA. RefSeq names its product valosin containing protein (gene VCP). Gene Ontology annotation, molecular function: ATP hydrolysis activity; ATP binding; polyubiquitin modification-dependent protein binding. NCBI's taxonomy places the organism in Eukaryota, Metazoa, Chordata, Mammalia, Primates, Hylobatidae. Gene Ontology annotation, cellular component: cytosol; VCP-NPL4-UFD1 AAA ATPase complex; nucleus. The record is from RefSeq and is a predicted model, not a curated record. Gene Ontology annotation, biological process: retrograde protein transport, ER to cytosol; autophagosome maturation; mitotic spindle disassembly.